This is a messenger RNA of Acyrthosiphon pisum (pea aphid), 2387 nucleotides long. RefSeq names its product major facilitator superfamily transporter 16 (gene MFS16). Gene Ontology annotation, molecular function: transmembrane transporter activity. Lineage: Eukaryota; Metazoa; Arthropoda; Insecta; Hemiptera; Aphididae. The transcript has 16 exons. Gene Ontology annotation, cellular component: membrane. Bases 612 to 2267 code for a protein of 551 amino acids. The record is from RefSeq and is a predicted model, not a curated record. Gene Ontology annotation, biological process: transmembrane transport.
AAAGAAGCGACACGCGUUCCGUAUCAUUUUCCAAUUGGCGCUCGUUCACCGCGGCCGUGCCGUCGAUCCGACAACAGUUGCAGCAGCAGCAGCAGCAGCAGCAGCCGCCGCCGCCGCCGCCGCCGCAGCCGCCGCCGCAUUAAUCUCUACGGCCGUCACUAUUACCACACGCCGCCGCCGCCGCCGCCACAACUACUUCUACAUCGCGGCCGGUACAACUGCCGUUGCCACAAUCGCCGCUGACUACUGAUACGGCCGCCGCUGAUAACUCGUGGUUCUCACACGACGGCGAUGAUAGUAUGAUACAAUAAACAGUCGUCGACCGGUUCGGCUCCGUUUCAGUUUUUUUUUUUUUUUUCGUUUAAAUUUUAGUUUUUCGUUUUUCGCGCUCCUCCCUUUCUUCUUCCCCUCCCUCGUCGCCUUCGAGCUCAAGUCUAUUAUUCACCUACCUGCUCACCGACGCCGACAGCUUGUAGUUAGAAAUAAAUAGUCGGCACCCGAACGUUUCUCAUUAGAGCCGAAAAGCCUUUGACUUUACGUUCCUCCACUCUGGCGUAUUGAAACUUCGCACCACACGCAUCACCAACAAGACGAAUCAUCCGUCCGCCGUCAUGUCGUCACCAACCAACUCCGUCCCAUAUGGCGUACAGAUUCUGCAAAAGAUUGCCGACAAGUUUCCCCGCCUCACCCGGAUCGUCGACCGUGAAAAUUUGUACAAAUAUAGUGUUCUCAUUUUGACAUUCAUCACAUAUGCAGCCUAUCAUGCAUCUCGAAAACCCAUUAGUGUUGUUAAAAUUGUGUUGUAUCAAAACUGUUCUGAAGUUACUACCCCUGCUCCUAUUAACAACACAGAUCCCGAUUGGUGUAACUGGGCACCAUUUAAUGCUGAACACCACAACGCUUUGUUUGGAACAUUGGAUUCAGCAUUCCUUUUUUCCUAUGGGAUAGCAAUGUUUUUUAGUGGUAUAAUUGCGGAACGUGUCAACAUACGAAUUUUCCUCACUAUUGGAAUGCUUUUAUCUGGUACAGCUUGCUCAAUGUUUGGAUUAGCUCAUUAUUACAAUAUACAUUCCAUGUGGUAUUUUAUUGGAGUUCAGAUAUUUGGUGGUAUUUGUCAAACUACUGGAUGGCCGGGUGUUGUAACUGCAAUGGGCAAUUGGUUUGGAAAAGGAAACCGAGGGUUUAUAUUUGGUAUUUGGAACUCUCACACAUCAAUUGGAAAUAUCAUUGGUACUUUACUUGCCAGUUUGUAUGUUGAAUCAAAUUGGGGAUUAUCAUUUAUUGUUCCUGGAAUAUUUAUUAUUUCUUCUGGAAUUCUAAUUUAUUUGUUUCUUGUUGUCCAUCCAUCUGAUAUAAAUAGUGAUUCUCACUUGAAUGAAAAAGUCCAGAAUGGUCACAAGGCCUUAGAGAGGAAUGGAAUACGAAGACAAUCACCUCAUCGUGACUAUAAUGUACCAGAAGAAAAUGAAAUUUUGAAGGGCAGUUCAGAAGAGAAAAAACCCAGCACUUCCCCACAAGAGGUCUCUAUACCUCUUGGCGAUAUAUCAUCUAAGGAGUUGUCAUUGUUACCUUCUAACAAGGAUGAAGUAAAAGAAAAAACUGAAGGCAGUCCAAUUCUUUCCCAUUUAAAUGGUUCACCAAAGAAAGCUGUUGGUUUCAUAGGUGCCAUCAAAAUUCCUGGUGUAAUCGAAUUCUCCAUGUGUUUAUUCUUUGCAAAACUAGUCAGUUACACUUUCCUAUACUGGUUACCAAAUUAUAUUAAGUAUUCUUCUACCUAUAGCCCUUCGCAAAGUGCAGAUUUGUCAACCUUGUUUGAUGUUGGUGGUAUUUUUGGUGGAAUUGCCGCAGGAAUAUUCAGUGAUAUGUUUGGAAAAAGUGCAUGUACUUGUGCAGUUAUGUUGUUUUUGGCCAUUCCAUCUCUUUAUGCCUACAAUUUGUUAUCUUCGGUCAGCUUAAUUGUGAACAUUGCAUUAUUGGUGGUUGCUGGUGGUCUGGUUAAUGGACCAUACGCUCUGAUUACUACUGCGGUAUCUGCUGAAUUAGGAACACACAGUUCUUUAAAAGGAAAUUCCAAAGCAUUAUCUACUGUUACAUCUAUUAUUGAUGGCACUGGAUCAAUUGGGGCAGCCGUUGGACCUCUUCUAGCUGCUUAUAUAUCCGACCUUUUUGAUUGGACAAGUGUUUUUUAUAUGCUUAUGGGUUCCAAUGUACUUGCAAUAUUGUUGCUUACACGACUGGUUAAGCGAGAACUCCAGAAUGUUGACUAGCUCUAAAAUACCCUAUAACUGAUAAGACUUAUAUGAAGAAUGAAACAUAUUAGUUUGUAAAAUGUCCUUGCUAUCAUGCAGUUGGUUAAAAGAAAAAGAAAUACACAAGAAUUAACUUUU